Labrus mixtus (cuckoo wrasse) is the source of this 925-nucleotide messenger RNA. RefSeq names its product heat shock factor binding protein 1b (gene hsbp1b). Lineage: Eukaryota; Metazoa; Chordata; Actinopteri; Labriformes; Labridae. Gene Ontology annotation, molecular function: transcription corepressor activity. Gene Ontology annotation, cellular component: nucleus; cytosol. The record is from RefSeq and is a predicted model, not a curated record. The coding region runs from base 146 to 379 and encodes 77 amino acids. The transcript has 4 exons. Gene Ontology annotation, biological process: cellular heat acclimation.
GUGGAACAGCUGACCGUGCAGUGGGUGGUGCAAGGGACUGCUAUCUAUAUCGAACAGCAACAAACCUGACAGCCAAAAUCUUCCGCUAGCAAGCCUUCUUAAUUUAAGUUUUUGGCGUGGCAACGAUAGUCAGUCACACCCAAACAUGGCGGACACGGAUCCCAAGUCGGUGCAGGACCUUACCAAUGUGGUCCAGACGCUGCUGCAGCAGAUGCAGGACAAGUUCCAGACCAUGUCAGACCAGAUCAUCGGGAGGAUCGAUGAGAUGAGUACGCGAAUUGAUGACUUGGAGAAGAACAUCGCUGACCUGAUGACACAGGCUGGUGUGGAAGAGAUCGAGGCACCGCCAGAGAAGGCUAAAGAGGGACAAGGCUCAUAAUGAAGGUCCCUCACCCCGAUGUGAAGUCGGUCCCACUUUCAGGAGCAGCAGACUUUUCUUUUGUGAAACUGAAUUCUAUUGAUUUGGUGUGUAGUAGUGUGAGAUGCUUUUUUAUAUAUUGAAUAUUGUGAUAAACGGUUACAGUAAUGACUUGAAAAGUUUAACCAUGUUUGUUAGAGUAGUGUGACAUGCCCUUCUGAACUAAAAUUGCUCGUGUGCAGGAAUGCAGUUUGUGGAUUUUUCGUUGACCUGCAGGUUAUUUGGCAGCCAUCAUCGAUCAUAAGUAAUUAAAUCCCAGGAGAUGAUGGCUGAUGGGACAGUUUUGCCUUAGUCUGUGCUGAAAAGUACAUCUCAUCAGACUGGGGGAACGGGCACAGCAAACAUCUGACGUUGCAGUUUUUCACAAACAGCUCUGCUACUACCGACAAUGGGAUGCAUUCCAAAUCUGAUUUUCUUCUAUUAAAGUUAUUUAAUACGAAGCUGGUUGUCGUGUAUAUUGCAUAAUAAAUAUCUAGCCAGAUGCUUAGUGAAUUUUUAAAAAUCUAA